[Torrubiella] hemipterigena is the source of this 2174-nucleotide messenger RNA. Lineage: Eukaryota; Fungi; Ascomycota; Sordariomycetes; Hypocreales; Clavicipitaceae. The record is from the annotation of a GenBank genome assembly.
GCCAACCUCCAGUCUCUCUGAAAAAACCUAUCUCGACAUCCCGAGUAAUACUAACCACAGUCCCCCGCCACGUUACGGAAACAUCGACUGUAACAUAUUCAAAAUGUCUGAGGGCGGUGAUAUCGAGGUCAUCUCCAACGUCCUUCCCAAGGAUGUUGCUAAGGAGGUCGGCAACGUCAAGUUGUUCAACAAGUGGGACUACGAUGUUGAGGUUCACGACAUCUCCUUGACCGACUACAUCUCUCUGCGCAACCCCGUCUACGUCACCCACUCCGCCGGCCGAUAUGCCGUCAAGCGAUUCCGCAAGGCCAACUGCCCUAUCAUCGAGCGUCUCACCAACUCCCUGAUGAUGCACGGCCGCAACAACGGCAAGAAGCUCAUGGCUGUCCGCAUUGUUGACCACGCUUUCGAGAUCAUCCACCUCAUGACCGACCAGAACCCUAUCCAGGUCGCCGUUGACGCCAUUGUCAACUGCGGUCCCCGUGAAGACUCUACCCGUAUCGGUUCCGCUGGUACCGUCCGUCGUCAAGCCGUUGAUGUUUCUCCUCUCCGCCGCGUCAACCAGGCCAUCUCUCUUCUCACCACCGGUGCCCGCGAGGCCUCUUUCCGCAACGUCAAGUCUAUUGCCGAGUGCCUUGCUGAAGAGCUCAUCAACGCCGCCAAGGGCAGCAGCAACUCUUACGCUAUCAAGAAGAAGGACGAGUUGGAGCGUGUAGCCAAGAGCAACCGAUAAAUGCUUUUCAUGUUGUUCAUGGGAUUGUUGGGGUGCUUAUGGCGUGGUUCUGGCAUCUUUCAGAAUUGCAUAUUUUGUGCGUUCAGGUCUGGGAACGCUGUUACGAAAAUGUGACAUGGCUCUAAAGUCUAAAUAAAAUGGGCUCUGCAAGGGCGAAUUGAUUUAAAAAAUGAAAAUUACUUCUCACAUCUGGAUUAUCGGUGUAAGCGAACUGUUUUGCAUGUGAUCACUAGUAAAAGGCAAUGCAUUCAAUCUAUCAUUCUCUGAGACUAUUUUGUCUCAUUGGAUAUCUAUAUGUUUGGGUCAUAAUUGUAGUAGUUUCCGUCUUCAACAAAAAUCUUAGCCAUGACUUAGUAAAUUCGCAUCUGCUUGAUGCCAAUCUUCAGUCGUUGAAACAUGCCAACAUGGGCAAUGCCUUCUUCCCACCACCGACCCAUUCCUUCAUCAACCUUAAAUCCCCAACGUUCCCAGGCACCCUUUACUUGCUCUUGGGCAUGGACACAGACGAGGCCAUUCCAGGAGGGAAUAUCUGUUUCUCUAGUGGCCCCCAUCUGCUCCAGCCCCAGUUCCGUGAUGCUGGGGUCAAAGUAGGAUGGAUUUUGUCUGAGCCAGUCAAGGACGGUAGAUACAAGUAAGCCGGCGAUUUUGUUUCCACGGUAGUCUUUCUGGACUGCGAGACGCCCAAGCUUUACGUACGGUUCUUUGCCGUCAUGAAACGUUGUAGCGCGAUCAGCCACGAAAGGCUUCUUAGCAUCCAGUUCAGGUUGGGGUUUAGCCUGCGCAGGUUGGUCGUCUUGCAGGAUGCCAUUCCAAUAGUGACCAUCUCUCAGGGGAUGGGGAUCAUGAGGAAAGGGUACAAGUCGUAUUGUCCCUAUAGGUGUUGUGCGCGUUGAACUCUUGCGCGGCUGUACGACAUUUCCAGCCUCGUCACGGACUUCGUGUUCUUCGGUUUUGUGGACGCUCGCGUAGGCUACCCAAUGACAGCUUCUGGAGUCAUCCGCAUCGAAUUCGUUGUUGGCGGGGACAUUUUGUUCAUCUACAAAAACGUCCGCUCUGAUCUCCAUCGCAUCGAGGAAUGUCUUUGGAAGGGAGGCUUGCUGCUGCUCGCGGGGAGUCCCAAUUCUAUACCCGUCGAGCUUACUGGGCUCAAGAAGCGAGAUGAAAGGUGUUCCCAUGUUUGCUUUGUUGGAAGGUGCACUGUCGGGCCUGACGAGGGUGUAGAAGACAGCCGGUGGAGGCGCCAACUGGAAAGCCCAAAGUGCUAUAGAGGUGGGAGAUGGGUUGCUGAUGUGGCGUAUUUUGUGAGCUGCAGGUGUGAGACGACGUCACCCGUCUAGGUCGUGCGUGAGGAGGUGCUGCUAUGAGAACAGCGGGGUGGCUCUUUUGGGAGCUAGCUAGUGUGGCUGCAGCUGCUCCAAUGAGUCUAAUGGCGGUCUAAAUU